AUGGGUGCAUCCGACUCGAAACUGUCCUUCAAGCAGGGCGUCUUCCGCCUGUCUGAGCCCAAGCAGAUCCCCGCCGACGACGCUUACUGGACCGGCUUCUGGGAGCUGCCCGAGUCGACGGAAGAUGUCUUCUCGCUCUUCUCGCCCGCAGACAUUCGCCGCACCCGCGACAACAACCUCGCCAAUCUCGAGACGCUCAUCCUCGCCGUCACCUCGCGCCUCAUAGUCCUGCGCAACCACCCCUCCUUCCCCGACCCCGAGCUGGCCCCGGAGCGCGACGCCCUCAACUGCAUACGGGUCCUCACGCGACUGCUGCCCUUCUUGUAUGAAGCCGACCACCUCGAGACCUGGGAGGACCAAUUCUUUUGGGCCGCGCGGCGGAAGCGCAGUCGGCGGGGCCAGCUGGUGCGAAGCGAGAUCAUCUUCGACGAGGCCGACCCUGAGCAGACGCCCACUGAGAAGGAGCCUGAGUUCGAGAAAGCCAAGCCGCUGGCCGAGGAGAUCAUCGACACGCUGAUUGACCUGCUCUUCUUCUCCGACUUCACCCUUCCCAAAGUCGCGGCUGGCAAGAACAAGGUCUCGUAUGCGAUAUGGCAGAGCGGCGUUGGCUGCAACACGCCCGUCGCCUCGACCAAGGAAUUUGAGAGCAACAGGACCGAGAUCCUGCGCUUGCUGCUUACUUUAGCCAGCAAGUCCAUGUACAUGUCGGCGGGCGUGCUGCCAGUCAAGGGCGUUAAGGCUAUCACCUACAUUGCGACCUGUCCCGACAAGCAGGUCGUUCUGUCCGUCCUCUGCUCGCUGCUCAAUACCACCCUCAAAUACAACCCCGCAACAUGGCGCGUGCCAUACGACCACGUCGUCUUUAAGGACCAGCGACAGGUCCUGGUUACCUACUGCUUGCAGUUGCUCCUCGUCCUCGUCCUGUACCCCAUACCCGAGUCUGGAAACGGCCCAGCGCCUAAGAACUUCUUCCGCCAUUUUCUCGGCCGUCUACACCGUCCCCAAGACUUUCAGUUCCUGGUUGAUGGUAUGACGAGAAUACUCAAUCAGCCGCUUCAAGCCAACACCUCCUAUCUUCCUGGUAGCCACAAGUCACUGACCUGGGCACCCGAAAUGAUCAUGCUGUUUUGGGAGGCACUGCAGUGCAACAAGCGCUUCCGCUCCUUCAUCAUUGACACCGAUAGGGCCCACGAUUUCGUUGUCUUGGUGCUCUACUAUGCCAUCGACCAGCGGAAUGAUCUGUCAAAGCAGGGUCUUGUGCGCAUGUGCAUCUUUGUGCUCCAGACGUUGAGUGUCGAACCGCAGUUUGGCAAGAGCCUCAACAAGACUUUUGAGGGGCAAGAGUCGCUUCCAGCUAGCAUACGCAUACCCAACUUCCACGGUACAUACGCCGACUACGUCAUCACGUCUAUAUAUACCCUACUCACCACUGGUAAAGGCAGGCUAGACGCCAUCUACCCUGCUUUACUCGCAAUCCUCAACAACAUCGCGGCUUACGUUCAGAACAUCGGACGCGCCUCGAGCUCUAGAUUGCUCCAACUCUUUGCGUCCAUGUCAUCUCCUAGCUUCCUGUUCGCCAACGAAAACAACCACACUCUUCUGCAAUCAUUGUUAGAAGUUCUCAACGCUAUGAUUGAGCAUCAAUACCCACACAACCCAAACCUGGUGUACGCUAUCGUGAGAUCACGGAAAAGGUUCCAGGCACUGCGAGACUUCACGUUGGAGAGCGGCCAAGAAGAAAUUGAGCGUCAGAACCAGCAACGCAAAGAAGGCGGCGAAGACCUCACACGAACUAAUUCCAUUGACAGUCUUAGAAGUCCUACGGUAGCUCGCACACCUACUCUAGGCAAUGUACCGGAAGAGGACAGUGCUUUCGCUAUUGGCGACGAUGAUGACUCCGAUGCAGAAGAUGCACGUCCCUCCGAGCCGUCAAGGUCCCCCGUCCCGUCACAGUCAGGCGCUUCGAGAAGCGCGUCGAGGAGCGCAUCCAUAGCCUCAUCUAUAGACGACUCUGUGCCGCUUCAAGUAAGGGGCAUGUCGGAGAAGGCAAGGGGCAAGAUGCCAGUAGGCCAGCCAGCCUUCUCCCGGCAGAACAGUAUGACUAGUCUACAUAGUCUGGCGGGCCCAGCCUUAGCCACUAAUGAGUUCUUUACUCCUUCCGUCCCAUGGUUGGAAGGAUGGCUUUCAGAACUACCGAUGCAUACUAUUCUCAUGCUGAUAUCGGAACUCGGUCCUAAGAUGCCCAGCUCAGGCAGCGCCAAUGACACGGCCGCGGCGUUGAAAACUAUACGCGAGACCGAGACUUACUCCAAUACCUCAUUUACCUCUGCAAUCAUGAAUACAUCUGCACCUCACGACGAUGAAGCCAUCACCACGUACAGCAUGCAUGUCUCCGCCAAAUACCUUGAGCUCACCAAGAAGAAGUUAGAGUUGACGCGUCUACCGCGUGAACUAGAAUUGCCAGAUGAGAGGAUAUGGGAGCAAGGAACACCGAAGAGUGUGCUUGAGCCACUCUUGGACUUUUGGCUCGAAGGUUACGACUGGCGCGCCGCCGAAUCGCGCUUCAACUCGACUCUUCCUCAAUACCGCACAACCAUCACCAUACCCUCCACCGUCUCCUCCACUGAUGCCACACAAUCGCUACGUAUACACUUCGUACACAAGCGAUCUAAACACCCCAACGCCAUUCCCUUGCUUCUCUGUCACACAUGGCCGUCGUCGUUUAUCGAGGUCCAACGCGUCAUCGAUGGGCUGACGGAUCCGCACUCUCUGUCAGGUCAUGCGAACAGUGCACAGCAGGCUUUUCAUAUUGUGGCGCCGAGUAUACCAGGGUUUGGGUUUAGUGAUGCGAGUAUGGAAGAAGGCUUUGGAUUGCAUGGGACAGCGGACGCAUUCCAGAGAUUGAUGGGGAGGUUGGGAUAUGCACAAUUCGUCGCUCAUGGAACGGGAUGGUAA
Messenger RNA from Alternaria hordeiaustralica, 2955 nucleotides. RefSeq lists its product as uncharacterized. The transcript is spliced from 10 exons. NCBI's taxonomy places the organism in Eukaryota, Fungi, Ascomycota, Dothideomycetes, Pleosporales, Pleosporaceae. The record is from RefSeq and is a predicted model, not a curated record. Bases 1 to 2955 code for a protein of 984 amino acids. Gene Ontology annotation, cellular component: Golgi medial cisterna; membrane; Golgi trans cisterna.